Messenger RNA from Parastagonospora nodorum SN15, 690 nucleotides. RefSeq lists its product as hypothetical. NCBI's taxonomy places the organism in Eukaryota, Fungi, Ascomycota, Dothideomycetes, Pleosporales, Phaeosphaeriaceae. The transcript has 4 exons. Gene Ontology annotation, molecular function: hydrolase activity, hydrolyzing O-glycosyl compounds. The record is from RefSeq and is a predicted model, not a curated record. The coding region runs from base 1 to 690 and encodes 229 amino acids. Gene Ontology annotation, biological process: xylan catabolic process.
AUGUUGUCACUUGCGACUGCUAUACUUGCGAUCCUUUCCGCUGUUGUUGCGGCACCUCAGCCUCACAUUGAGGAGAGGCAAAAUAGCUUCAAUGCGAUCCAAAACUGGGCCAACGACUUUGCGGAUGUCACAUUUAAGAACAACGCGGGAGGCAACUUCAACGUCACGUGGGACAACAAUCCUGGCGGCAAUUUUGUGGUUGGCAAGGGAUACCGACCUGGUCGCGAUAUGCUUUUCAACUACACCGGGACCUUUAAAGUCAACGGCUGGGCGUACCUCGCGCUGCGCGCAGUACUGAUCAUCUUGUCUCAAAAAGUGGGCAAGCACAACCCUUCAGACAACGCAAGUGCCAACUACUUCGGCACGCUCGACAGCGACGGCGCGACAUACGAGAUCUGGCAAAAGGAGCGCACCAACGCACCGUCCAUCAUCGGCGAUAACACAGAUUUCCAGCAAUAUUGGUCCAUUCGCACCAAGAUGCAUUGCGGAGGCACCAUCAAUACAGGCAACCAUUUCCGUGCCUGGGAAGCUGCCGGUCUCAAGCUGGGGAAACAGAACUACAUGGUUAUGGGAAUCGAAGGCCAGCAGGGCAGUGGCGAGGCUGAUAUCACGAAGUGUCAGGAGGACGAGUACGAGGCCGACUUCGACAAGGGCAGCGGCUACCACAACGAGAGUAACGACGACCACUAG